AUGGUAAGGAAUGAUAAUGACCACAACCCCAUUCCCACACUCGCUCCCUCCCUCCGCAUGACUGACUGUCGGCCAGCCCGACGUGUUUUCACCGUAAUGUAAACUCGCUGGCUUAGAUACCUUCCCUCCACCUUCCCCCUCACCAUGCGCAUCCGUAUAUCAGACCAACAGUCUAUGUGUUAUUUACCUAUCAUGUUUAAUCCCUCUAGACCUAUCUCUGAUUGGACAAUUUACCUUAUUUUUUAAAUACGCAAUGACAGUGUGCAGUUGAAUAAGAGGUCAAGAAAUUUUAUGACGUCAAUAAAUCCUUCAGGUUUCGUCGCCUUUGCUUUUCCUAAAAGUAUGGUUUGCAACUGAGUGUACUGAAGCAAUGGAGUGUUUUGUUAACUUCUGUUAGAGUAAACCUUGACAAUGGAAUACUGGCAACCAUAAGGUAAAAGUGGCGGAGUAAGGUCACAGUGGGUGGGGAAUUUUGCCACAAACCCCUCGUGACCGCAAAGUUUCAAAUUUAACAGCCAUAAUUACUAGCUCUUCCAUCGCGGUCGACGUUUAUGAAAGUGGCAUGACCGAGUAGUGCUUCUGUAGGCCGGUAACAUGUCAGACAUGAUGACAAUCAAAUUUUCCGUAAGGCUGGACCAGUCGGAUACUAGAACUAAGACUUCUAAUAUCUUCCUUGCUUUUACAGACAGAAAAGAAGCACCUCCAGUCGCCGGACACAAUUAGGCUGUAUGUCUACACCAACCACGCAAGAGCCGUACAUUCCGUCUUUUGUGAACUGGUCCAAUCGACCAAUCUGCCGGAGAUUGAGCUUAGUGACAAUCAGGACGUAAAAAACCCCAAAAAAGAGCCUGGUUUAGAGCUCCUUCAUCGCACAAAGAAGGUUUCGCUGAAAAAGGAUUUCCCCAAAAGGUUUUCCUCAAAAGUGGGUGAAAGGUUUCCGCCCAGCAUGGACAAUUACGCACAAAACUCGGUGAAUCCAAACCUGGAUGACCUUGCAAAAAUGCCGGAGAGCAGCCGGAAAGCAGGUUGUCUCGUAGAGAUUCCUGUGCCAGCAGGUCUAGAUCCAGCCAUUGAAGCCGGCGAAACGAGGAUUCGUUACCAUUUACGCGUAUGUUUUGCGUUGCCAUUUGUUAAAACCUUUCCAAUUCGCGCCUAAUAUCUACCCUCAGAUUUACGUAGAUGAGACGCCUCCCCAGCUGUCAGUCAUCUACAGCUAAAUUUUGCUGAUUACGCAAGCCUCCGUUGCUACUUUAGAAUCCAAGCAAAUCGGUCUUUCAAAAAACAGAUGCCUUGCCUCGUUAGUCCAAAGAAAGUAAUCUUCAAUAAUUUACACAAAUGAAAUGUGCGAGCAUCCAUAGACAUUUUCUACAGGCGCCCUUUGUCUUAAUGCAUAAGGAGCAUAUUUGAGGGAUAGAAGCCCUACUCACACAGGAUAUGUCAUAUUAUUUAACCACGAGGGAUUUCACCGGCCUUUAAAUGAAAGACAGCCGGUUGACAAAUAACGGCGCAAAAAUAUUUCAGUUAGGUAGCUGUUUAAACUUUCUGUCAUCUAUCUUUCAGAUUCACUUAGACGUAAACGGGAAAAGGAAGCCUGAGAGCCCAGCUGAACUCCUAACAAUUUCGGAGGAACUUUUGCCUAACUACAAGAUUAAGUAUGUGGUGUUCACGGACCAAUAA
Molecule: messenger RNA, 1677 nt
Organism: Spirometra erinaceieuropaei
Lineage: Eukaryota; Metazoa; Platyhelminthes; Cestoda; Diphyllobothriidea; Diphyllobothriidae
Source: the annotation of a GenBank genome assembly